Molecule: messenger RNA, 324 nt
Organism: Abrus precatorius (Indian licorice)
Lineage: Eukaryota; Viridiplantae; Streptophyta; Magnoliopsida; Fabales; Fabaceae
Exons: 1
Coding region: 1-324 (107 amino acids)
Source: RefSeq, a predicted model, not a curated record
AUGGUAGACCCUGCAAAAGUGGAAGCAGUGGCUGAGUGGCCGAGGCAGACGAAUGUGACUGAAGUUCGUAGUUUUCUGGGACUAGCAGGUUAUUAUAGAAAGUUCAUUGAGGGGUUUUCCAAGAUAGUGUUGCCCUUAACAAAGCUGACUCGCAAGGGAAAGGAGUACAAGUGGACCAAAGGGUGUGAAGCUAGUUUCCUAGAGCUGAAAAUAAGAUUGACUUCAGCGCCGGUGUUAGCGCUACCCAACGCCAAGCAAAAAUUUGAUGUGUGUUGUGAUGCAUCAGGGCAAGGACUUGGUUUUGUUUUGAUGCAAGACGGGUGA